Messenger RNA from Onychostoma macrolepis, 4331 nucleotides. RefSeq names its product sirtuin 5 (gene sirt5). Gene Ontology annotation, molecular function: protein-succinyllysine desuccinylase activity; protein-malonyllysine demalonylase activity; NAD+ binding. The record is from RefSeq and is a predicted model, not a curated record. The transcript is spliced from 11 exons. Lineage: Eukaryota; Metazoa; Chordata; Actinopteri; Cypriniformes; Cyprinidae. The coding region runs from base 401 to 1315 and encodes 304 amino acids.
UGGUCAAGUAUUAAGUGUCAUAUUAAGUGUCAUAAUUAAAAUCUUCACCCUUUUAAUAUCAACUCAUUGGCUAUUAAAAUUUAUUAGUGCCAUUAUUCAGUUGCAAAUUAAUGUCCAGGCUGACGCUGAAGAAGCACAUUGGCGCGUGAUACGCGUUACUUUUCUCAUCAGUAGUUAGGAUGCACCAUUCACAGUAGCAUGUGAUUACUGGAUGAAGCUUUUCGAAUGUGAUUUUAUAGAAAUUACUGUGCCGAUGGCAGUGCACCCUCUUUCAUUGGCUCAUGACAGCAACUGAGUGGAUGUAAUAAAUACAUAUUUCAUCUUCUGCUCUGCUGGAUUAAAUCUACACAAUCUGUGACAGAAGUCAGCACAACACACGCAGAGUGACAUUUAACCCUCAAUGAUUGUGCGUCAGUUGACGUGUAGGGGGCUGACCUCUCACCUCUGUGCGGUAGUCAGACUGAACUGGAGCGCUCCAAAGAUGGCUAGACCAAGCUCAAAUUUAGCAGAGUUUCGUGUGGAUUUUGCUAAAGCCAAGCAUAUUGCUAUCAUUACGGGGGCCGGAGUGAGUGCAGAGAGUGGAGUACCAACUUUUAGAGGACAGGGGGGCUACUGGAGGAAAUGGCAGGCACAGGAUUUGGCAACCCCUGAAGCUUUCUCUCGAGAUCCUUCUUUAGUAUGGGAAUUUUACCAUUACAGGCGUGAGGUUAUGAGCAGUAAGAUGCCAAACCCAGCCCACCUGGCUAUAGCGGAGUGUGAGUCCCGUCUGAGCAAGCAGGGGCGCUCUGUUGUGAUCAUCACUCAGAACAUCGAUGAACUGCACCAUCGUGCUGGUUCCAAACAUGUCUAUGAAAUCCACGGUAGUCUAUUUAAAACCCGCUGCAUGAGCUGUGGAGAAGUCAAAGCCAACCACAAGAGUCCAAUCUGUCCUGCUCUGGAGGGGAAAGGAGAGCCUGAUCCCAGUGCCAAGGAUGCCAGAAUACCAGUGGAGCACCUGCCCAGGUGUGACAGAAGUGGCUGUAAAGGAUUGCUGAGGCCUCAUGUGGUUUGGUUCGGAGAGACUCUGGAUUCAGAUAUUCUCAGCGCUGUGGAGCAGGAGCUGGAAAAAUGUGAUCUCUGCUUAGUGGUGGGCACCUCCUCCAUAGUUUACCCAGCAGCCAUGUUCGCUCCUCAGGUGGCAGGUAGAGGAGUGCCUGUAGCUGAAUUCAACAUGGAGUGCACACCUGCUACUAUGCGCUUUAAAUAUCACUUUGAGGGUCCUUGCGGUGUCACACUGCCUCCCGCCCUGGAACACCACGAGAGCGAGGCCAUUUAAGGAGAAAGAAGGCAUGACCCAUUCGUUCAUGCCCACUGCAUAGAGCACUUUAACUGAGAGCACAUGGGAUUGGUUCAUGCCUUCAUGUGAUUGGUUUUUCUAUGGUUUGUGUGCUAUGAAUAUUUAGUGCAAAGGCUGAAAUUAAAUUUUAAAUAGUGUCUUUUUGAGUGUUUGCUUGGCCUGUGUAGCAGCAUUUUGUGCACGUUGUAUUUCUGGCAUUGGAUCUUAGUAGAUUUGUUCCAGUUGAUUCAUGGGUAACUUCUUAGAUUAUCUACAGUGUUUCCACAGAUGUGGAUUACCUGGGAAUUUAAAAAUCAUAAUUUCCAGACUCAGAAAAGUCAAGGAAGAUAAUAGUUUCAAAGAGUUCUGGAAAUUUCCAUCAUGAGUAAGUUUUCAAUAUGUUCAGCUCUGAAAUAAUUAAUCAGCUAAAAAUAACUGGCUGGAAAAAUCAUGAAAAUUGAUUGGUCAAAUGUUUUGGGUACUCUGAAUGUACAUGUAGGACUAGACACUAAUGCAAUAAUGAUUUUGAAUGAGCUGUAUCAGGAUGAGCACAGACAGACACAAUGGAUGUGGAGGCAGAAGUUUUAUUUUAAAUAAAAUAACCAUAGAAUAAAGUGUCCAACGGGAAUACUUAAAAACACAGGAGUACAUGAACAAGAUUUAUGACUGGUUUACCUUUAAAUUCUAUUGUUAGUGUUAGGUUAUUAAAGGGAUAGUUCACCCAAAAUUAAGAUAUUUUUGAUGAAAUCCGAGAGCUUUCUGACCCUGCAUAGACAGCAACGCAACUACGCAUGUGUCGUUUUACUCUUGUGUACACACUUCGUAGACUGAAACGGAAGAGAAGAAAUUGCUGCAUGAAGUCAUUAUUUGUUUUCUUUGCACACAAAAAUAAUUCUUAUAACUUCAUAAAAUUACGGUUGAACCAUUGAACCAUUUUAAUGAUGCCCUUACUACGUUUCUGGGCCUUAAACGUGGUAGUUCUGUUGCUGUCUAUGCAGGGUCAAAAAGCUCUCAGAUUUCCUCAAAAAUAUCUUAAUUUGUGUUGGAAAGACAUGAGGGUGGGUAAUUAAUGACUGAAUUUUCAUUUUUGGGUGAACUAUCCCUUCGAGAUUAAAUGUGAAAAACAAAAACAAAAAAAAAACUCCAGGUUUGCUUUACUUCUUUGUAACAGGGCUGCACAAAUUGGCCAACAAUAAUUAAAAAAUGAAUAUAUAACAAUAUGACAUUUAAUAUGAUAAUAUUAUUAUUAUUGUUUUAUUAUAAUAUAUAUAAGUGCUGUCAAAGUUAACGCAAAUUAAUUUUAACGGCACUAAUUUUAUUAACGCGCAAUUAACGUUUUCUGUUUGACCCGUGGUCUAGCCCAUAGUUGGAGAAAUGGAGAUGCACAGUGUUGCCAACUUAGCGACUUUGAAGACCCCUUUAGCGACUUUUUCCCCCUCUUCAAAAAAGCGCCUAGCGACAAAUCUUUAGGGUUUGCCCAAACCUUAUUUAGUUUCUGAGACUUGCUGGUACUGCCGCGCAAGCGCGAAGUCUUGCUGUCCCAGCGCGCGCACAUCUCUCUCUCUCUCUCUCUCUCUCUCUGUGCGUCUGCUCUGUUCAGCGAGAGGCGGAGAUGAGCAGCGCUUUCAGAUAAACACAAAUAUUAUGAUGCUUCUCUAAUUUUACAUGCAAGUAUAGCCGAAAUCACAGCACAGCUAUUGUCAGCUAUUGAUUUUAUCAGACGACGGCUCGAUUAUCAGGAUUUUUGUGCAGAUUAACAUCUUGGAAAGGAGAGCUGUAUGGAGUGAAAACAUCCUGUGUGUGUGUGGAUCUCUGUGUGUAUGGAUCUCUCGCGCGCAUGUGUGGAUUGCAGUGUGUAUGGAUCUCUUGCGCGUGCAUUUGUGGAUUCGUGUGCGUGCGUGUGGAUCUCUCGCGUGCAUUUGUAGGAGGUUUUGAUACUGUUUUCACUCCAUAGAGCUGGUUAUGUAGCCUAGUCUUAAUGGGUCGCGUUUCAGUCACUAGGGCCUUUCGCAUCGCGGGAACCUUUUCAUGGUACCCUAAUUGUGGAACUACCCACUUUUGGCGUGUUCGCACCGCAGGAACUCCGUUUGGAGGAAUUAAAAAUUAGCUCCUACUUCAGAGCAGGGUCUAAAACGGUUCUACAGGAACUAUCAGUGAUGUAAGUGUACGCUGAUGGGCCAAACGCACGGGAAACACCGGCUACCCGGCAUUUUUAAAAAGUCAUGUAAACAUAUUUAGCCUACUCCACGAACAUGGAAAACAGUGAUAACGGCAUUUACCUGUUGUCUGCAGUGUUGUGCUCUUUUCUCAGCUUCGAUGAAGCUGUAAUAAAGAAUUUAUUCUCUUAGCCCAACUUUUUGCUCUUGCAAUCGCGUAAAUUGUGCGUUGACAUUCCAUCUCCGUUAUCACGAAAUCCCGACACAUCAACAAAAACAGCUCUGAUCACAGCGUCCUCUACUCACCGGUUUUUGACGUUUGUUAAAGCCACGCAAAAAGAUCGCUGUCGGCCGCUUCAGAGUUCCUGCUGCCGGGGCGAACGCAACCAGGAAAACGGCCCGAGGGAGCGACUGGUUCUCUACCCUGCUGGCUAGUUCCUAGAACUACGCGGUGUAGUUAUUUCAUAUAAUAUUUCAUAUUCAUUCCGUUGUCUGACAACAGAAACAGUAAAAUAUAUCAAUGAAAACAGUUUAUUGAGAAUCUAGCUGCAUCAAAAUACAGUAUGAUGGCACAGAGAGGCAAACAAAUCUAAUAAUAAAUAAUAAAUGUGCAUUUUGCAUGUUCAGAGGAAGUGAGCUGCCCUGUCCUGCAAAAAUGUGAACAGGUUUGUGUAAGUAAAUUGCUCAGUGCAAAGAAAGAGAAGUAACGGGAACCUGGAAUUUAUUUUUUCCUGUGUCUAAUAGACAUGAACAAGUUUUUUGAAAAACAUCUAUGACCUUUGAAACAUGUCUUAUGCUUCUUUAUGCUCUAUGUUGACUAUGGUUUCAAUAAUAAUAAACAUACAUUUGCAUAAAGCAUC